AUGGCCGAGCGGCAGGAAGCUUGCCGACCUGCCGCUCAAGCGAGAGCAGUAUUGUGGGAUGUAGCUGGUGUUGACCCCCGGGUGGGGGAGGCUGCCUUGUCUCUGGGUCAUGUGGUGUGCCAGGCUGCCAGCCCAUUGGGAACAGUAUUCCAGGGGCUGGGAACGUGGAAAGACGGCGCUUCUUCGCCUGUGCCCAGAACUAGAGGCACCUUUUUCUGCUUCCCCAAGAACCGGCCUGGAGCGGGAGGACUGCGCUUCGCCCAUGGCCAGAGGCAGCAGCUCUCCUCCUCCUCCUCCUCCCAACUAACUGACGUGGGGUGGGCGAGAUGCGCUCUGGGCGCCCCUUCCCUCUCCCACCCUGCGGGGCUCCAGCCGGGCGUCGGGAGAGGCGUGCCGGGGCGGGGCCGAGGGGGCCGGGGUGGAGCUGGCGUCGGCGGCGUCGGGCUCUGCUGCGCCCCAGUCUCGCCUCCGGACUCCGCAGUCGGCUCGGCUCCGUCGCUCGCUUGCUGCCGCCGCCGCCGCCCCCGGGCAGCCUCCGCGUCCUUCCCGCACGCCGUCGAGGGAGCGAUGGGCCCGGCGCUGCUGCUCGCGCUGCUCUCGGGCCUCGGAGCCGCCAAGCCUUUCUCCACUGCAGGAAGCUCCCAUGGAGGGCUGAACCACAAUUUAUUUGUUGGUUCCCGAAGGGUUCGGCGUGAGCUUCAGGGAGUGCCCUAUGAGGCUAUCGAGACCGCGCUGGCCAAUGAAGCGUAUUAUCCCGAACUGGUCCGGCUGGCAGCACUGGAGGGAGCCGUGUCGCCCCCUGGGGGACAGCUGCGGGAUGAGGCUUGCGAGGCCCUAGGGCGCAGCCUUGGCUUAUACUAGUAUCCAACUGCGGAUGAGCAGCUUGGCCCGAAAGCGUUAGAAGAGGCCCUGCGCCGCCACCUUUAAUUAGCCAGUUCCAGCCAGAUGAUCACCUGGCCCUGGCUUUGCAGCGCCUGCUUCAGGAUGGGUAUCGCCGGGACCAGGAAUCUGUCUAUCUAGCCAACCUGCUUAGGCUGUGGGAUGAGGCCAAGGGAGCUGCGCUAUACCCUGACUACGAUGAAACCAGUCUGGUGGGUGGCUCCUCCCCACCAAGAGCAUCCCUGAGUCGCUAUGGGACCCCAGAAGUGGGGUUUAAACCCCAAGAAGAGCCGGGUGGUAAAGAAGAAGCCGGUGAGGUGGACCCUGAGAUGCUAAGGUACCUGAUUGGCAAGAUCUUGUCCGGCACCAACCUGCCCCAACAGCGCCCGCCGGCUCCUCCCAGGCGCCUGCGGCGUGCACUCUUUGAUGAAGAAGACCUCCCCGAGCCACCCAGUCUUCUGCGGGUCAAGCGGCUGGGCACGGAGGCUGGAGAGCAGCCCCUGUUGCAGCGGGUCAAGCGGACGGAAGGGGAAGGGGUCGGGAGGAAGAAGGGGAUGACGGGGGGAGCUCAGAGGCUCCACUAUCUUUCCAAAUAGCGAGGGUUUGCUUCUGCCUGAAUAUGGGGGUGCCACCUCAUCACUGCCUCCCCCCACCCAAUCUCUGAAUGUUGACAGACUGUGAGCGACACCUACUGUUUUUUUCCUGCCUCUUGACCCCAAAAUACCAGGGAGGCAGCCUGGAGCUAGAGUGCCCAGUCCUGACAGUCUAGUAUGUUUGGGAGCCUCCUCCAAACUCUACUUCAUGGUGCCUGUUUACAGAGCACCAGUUCAGACAAGCAGAUGCAUUUUCAAUGCGGGUGCGUUUUAACCGCCCCCCCUCCCCCAAUCUGGCUCAGUCUCCUCAGCCUCUCCGGUUUCCUAACAUCCUUUUGGCGGGCGGGGGGGAGUGUGGGUCAAGCAACCCCAUAGCUGCCAAAUCCUCCUCCUGACUUAAAAAGUCCCUUUAUGGUGCCCUUCUCUCCUCCCCCAUCCCAUGCAGGCUCCUCCCCCCGCCCCACCUUGCCUGUUUCUGUCGGAUUGGCAGCCUCGCCUUUGUGUUCACCCUCGUUUAAUGCACACAAAUACAUAUGCAAUCCCAACGCUUGUUUCGUCUCCAUGUUCGAUCGUGCUUGCGGCCAGAGUUUUGGUGUUGAUGAGUUAAUUAUUAAAAGCCCAUCAGGUAUUUUAACGUA
Messenger RNA from Sphaerodactylus townsendi, 2110 nucleotides. RefSeq lists its product as uncharacterized. NCBI's taxonomy places the organism in Eukaryota, Metazoa, Chordata, Lepidosauria, Squamata, Sphaerodactylidae. The record is from RefSeq and is a predicted model, not a curated record. The transcript is spliced from 5 exons. The coding region runs from base 1 to 861 and encodes 286 amino acids.